UCCCGUGCUGCCGCGCCUCCGCAACAACGCGAGAGGCUGCCCAGAUCCUCGUGCACCAACGGUGCGGAACUUCUGAUCACGAGCCAACGGUACCAGCACACCGGAGGAACAGAUUGGCUGCCCAGAGUCUGUGACAACCUAGCUUAAGGAAGAGAUGGACAGCAGCAAGCAAUUCGGUGGAGAUGCCUCACUGAAGGAGUAUAUGGAAACCAACGACGGCGCCGCGAGCUCCACCAUUUCCGUCGAGCAGCAAGCGCAAACGCUGGCGCGGAUGACCCUCUUCGAGCGGCAGCGGCGGCGGCGCCUCAGCGCCACGCGCGCGGCGGUCCGGAAGGACGAGGCCGGUACGGCGGACGCGCGGGCGCGGCGCCGGCGCGACAAGCUCGCGGCGCUGUCGCCGCUCGCCAAGGCCGCCGGCGUCGACGCGACCGACGGCGUCCACGCGCGGCUCGCGAAGUGCGACCGCUGCAGCACGCGGUCGAUCCACCGUGCGCGCUCGGCCACGUCCGCGCGGACGCGGGAACUGGCCGCGUCCGCGGGCCGCGCCGCGCUGCGCCGCCAGCGCGGGCCCCGCGAGGCGCUCGACGCGCAGCGCGCCGAGGCCCCCGUGACCCCCGGCGCCGUCGUCGCCCCCGUGCCACACGCGAAGCUCACGGGCAAGCAGCGCCGCCUCGUCAACGCGCACCGGCUCCGGCAGGACCCGCCCGUCGCGAGCUUCGACCUCUACCCGGACGCGUACCACGCCGACGCGCACCGGUCCGCGCCAGUCUUCGGGGACGCCGGGGACCGCAAAACCAUCGUCGACGCGCAACCCGUCCAGCCGUUCGCGGUCAGCGAUCUCGCGAAAAAGGAGCGCGCGUCGUGCGUGUCGCUCGUUUAG
Molecule: messenger RNA, 880 nt
Organism: Pelagomonas calceolata
Lineage: Eukaryota; Pelagophyceae; Pelagomonadales; Pelagomonadaceae
Source: the annotation of a GenBank genome assembly